AGGUUUAAAAGGUCUUGCUGUAGUGGAUUCUCAGCGUGAAGAAACUUUCACAGAUGGGUGAGGCUCAGGCUCAUGCAAAUGGGGAUAAAAAGAGAGUUGUUUUUGUGACUGUUGGGACUACUUGUUUUGACGCUCUAGUUAAAGCGGUAGACAGUCCUCAAGCUAGGAAAGAAUUGUUCAAGAAAGGCUUUACAGAUAUUAUCGUUCAAAUGGGUCGUGGAAAGUAUGUUCCCUCAAAGCGGGCUAUGGAAAAUGGAUCCCCAGCUGUGGACUAUUUCACUUUUUCACCAAGCAUAGCUGAAUAUCUGAAAUCAGCUUCUCUUGUUAUUAGUCAUGCAGGUGUCCCAGUGAAAAUGAUGAAUGUUAGAGGCCUUGCAGACUUGAAGAAGAAGAAACCCUCCAAGGGCCCGAGGGGGACGGACGCCGGUGUCCCAAAACCCGCCGGUGACUUCUUCAAAAAACCGGAGGGGCCGUCGGCGGGCCCAAGCGCUGAUGCUGCUGCUGCCGCCAAAAGGAAGAGCUCGGGCAGAGAUCCCGAGGGCAAGAAGCCCAAGACCGGGGAUACCGGGAAGAAAUCCCCCCCGGUGAUCAUUGUUGAUGAAGGCCCUGCCCCCGGGCCAGAUGAGGACAUGCAGGUGGGGAAGGUGUCGUCGGGAGUUCAGGGGCCAUCUUCCGAGGUCCUCAUGGUUUCCCUCCCGGCUGGUACGGCCGUGAUGAAUGGUACCGCCGACCCGAGGGCGCUUCUGCGAGGCAUCACCCUCGAGAUUGACAGGGUUGCCCUCGGGGCUGAUGAAGACGAAGCCCUCGAGGACAGGAUCCUCCGGUCCUCCCUUACAACCUGCAUUGCCCUCGGGGAGCAAGCCCGGCGGCUAGAGGAGUGGCGCCUUCGCAAGGCCGAGCAGGAGGCCAAGAUGCGGGAGCUCAUCCGCCAGAAUGCAGACGCUGUGCGGCAGAUGGCCAUGCUGGAGGAGAGCCUUCGGCAGAUGACCCUGCGAGCGGAGGCCGCGGAUCGGGGUAGGGCAGAAGCCGAGAGGUCCGCAGCUGAGGCCUUGGAGAAGGCUGCCAAGGAAGCCGAGGCCGCGAAGGUUGAAGCCGUCGAGAGAGCCCGGGAGGACGCAAUCUCGGGGUUCUUGGCAGGGGGAUGGCGGUCCGAGGAGCACAAGCAAUGGCUGUCCUCGGUCGUCGAGUCCUCGGUCGACGAGUGGUGCGAUGGGCCUGGCGUGGAGUGGGUUUCCCGAAAGGGUAAACAAUACUACGAUGGGGGCGAGUUCUUCACUCAAGCCCUCAUCUAUCGGAGGAUGGCUCGCCACUUGAAGAUCGAGCCAAAGGACUUUGACCCGGCAGCAUACGGGCUCCCCCCCUGCAGCCAGACAUCCGCGUUCCCCUUCCCCCCGAUGUCGAGAGGCCAGACCUAGAGGACUCUGAGCUCAUGAAGGAAGCCGAGGGCGACGAACCUGAGGCCGACGCAGAAGUGACCUCGAAGCCAUCGGGGGAGGCGGCCCCCGGGAGUAACAUGAUUUGAUAUGUACUUUUUAUCACGUAAACAUACAUUUGUAAUGAUGACAUUAUUUAUCCCUCGGCUUCGGCCUGCUUGUAAUAGUAACAUCGCAAUUACACUUGCUUUCUUUUUGAUGAUUGAAUGAUCGCCUUCGGGCUUUGUAUAUAUGACUUGUUCC
Cuscuta europaea is the source of this 1676-nucleotide messenger RNA. Lineage: Eukaryota; Viridiplantae; Streptophyta; Magnoliopsida; Solanales; Convolvulaceae. The record is from the annotation of a GenBank genome assembly.